Messenger RNA from Rotaria sp. Silwood2, 693 nucleotides. The record is from the annotation of a GenBank genome assembly. NCBI's taxonomy places the organism in Eukaryota, Metazoa, Rotifera, Eurotatoria, Philodinida, Philodinidae.
AUGAACUCGGCACAGGGACUACCACCACCUUAUGAGCCUGAAAAACCCGUCAAUUAUCAACAACCACCACCACCAAUACCAAUGGCACAACCAAUAUAUGUCGGAGCUCCAAUUGUUAUUGUAGGUGACUACCCAAUGCAAUGUAUGUGUCCUCAUUGUGGAAGACAAAUUGUUACACGAACAGAAAAGAAGUCUGGACUUUUAGCCUGGAUUAUUUGUGCUGUUCUUUUCAUUUUUGGUUUGUGGCUUUGUUGUUUUAUACCAUUUUGUGUUGAUGGUUAACAAGCAACUUACACUUUGCAAGUUCAACCAAUGUCAACUACAUUUGGUAUGUAUCCAACAUCCCCUUCGAAUUUUUCACCACAAGCACCACCUUUUGGAAUGUAUCCAACAUCUGUUAUGGCUUUACCACCACAAGCACCACCUGUUGGUACUAGUAUGCUCAUAACAACGCAAUCGUUAAUGUUUGGCGAUAUACCUGUACAAUGUACUUGUCCUCAUUGUUAUCAAGUUAUUGUCACACGUGUUGAAAAAAAAGAAGGUGUACUACCAUGGUUAAUUUGUGGUGGAAUUCUUUUAUUGGGUGGUUGGCUAGGUUGUUGUCUUAUUCCAUUUUGUAUUGCUAGCCUCAAAGAUACUGAGCAUUAUUGUCCACAUUGCGCAGCUUUACUUGGUUCACGGCGAAGACUUUAG